This is a messenger RNA of Seriola dumerili (greater amberjack), 2849 nucleotides long. It is a transcript of the gene tacc3, whose product is annotated as transforming acidic coiled-coil containing protein 3. NCBI's taxonomy places the organism in Eukaryota, Metazoa, Chordata, Actinopteri, Carangiformes, Carangidae. Gene Ontology annotation, cellular component: cytoplasm. Gene Ontology annotation, biological process: mitotic spindle organization; cell population proliferation; cerebral cortex development. The record is from RefSeq and is a predicted model, not a curated record. The coding region runs from base 97 to 2706 and encodes 869 amino acids. The transcript has 17 exons.
UUCAAAAGCACGUCGCUCCUUCUCGCUCAGACUUGUAGCUGUUUGGUCUGACAGAAGACGUUAUAAUUCCUGCCAACUGUAUCUGUUUUUUUGAGGAUGAGUUCUGUUGAAGUGAAUGAUGAGAAUCGUGGGGUCUGCCCCGGAGGAAAACUCAACAGCUCAAGUAACGACAUAUUUGCCCUGGAUCAGCCAACUGGGAGGCCCUCCAUCCUGCGUCAGACAGAGAACCUGCCCAACAAGACUGUGCAAAAGGGGAUAAAGGUUUGUUUUCAGACUCCAAGAAGAGACCCUGUGACUAAGAGAAUUCUAUCUCCAUCCAAGUCUGUCAAGAUGACCAGCGUGGAUGAGUGUACAAAAGCAAUGGAAUCCUUAAAUAUUGAUAAAACAAAUGCUUUGCCACAAGAGACCACUGAGCAUCCUGAUGAGCCCAAACAAGAAGUGUCGUCUUAUCCUGACGACGAAAUACCAAUACUAAGCAAAGGAGGUUAUCAGCUGGAUUUUGACAACCUCGAUGCGAUCGAUCCAUUUCAGGGGUCCAAUAAGAUGGUCCUCUCUCCACCGAGGCCUGCUGUUGAAAACCUUCCUACAGAUCAAACUGAGUCUCAAAACACAAAACCAGAGAAUACCUUGGAGGAGCCCACCAAGAUGGAAUCGGCACUAGAUGAGACACUUCCAUUCAUCCCGUCUGUGGAAAAUUCACUGGUUAACAUCUCCGCCAACAUCAGCUCCACGGACAGCAGUGUGAUCACAAUGGCAAACGUCCCAACAGUUGAGGAUCAAGAUUCGUGUACUGCCAUGCCUGAUGAAGAACAAUCUGCUAAAACGUCUCUGAGUGUCGAUCAAGACAAAGCAUCAGGCAGCUUUGUGGAAGAUGCCCCACUGCCAGCAAAAGGUUCAUAUAACUUGGAUUUUGACAACAUGGAUGCAAUUAAUCCUUUCCAAACAGGUGGCUCUAAAAUCCAGAAUUCCCCUGUCCUUGGGAAGAAGUUGCCAGACAGUAACCCGCCUGUUGAGGAGCCACAGAUAAUGGAAAAUAAACCUGCAGAUAUAGUUGAUAUUCCGGACACGUCACAAAAUUUGCCUAUUCAGCCAGAAAUAAAACCCAUAGAUGCAGUUAUCCCAAUAUCCACUAAUACAGCCAAUCCUCCACCUGCUGAAUCCCAGCCAGCCGUUGCCCCAGUUGAGGAAGGCCCAAUCAAACUAGAGUUCAAUUUCGACGAUGGCAAAGAGGUUAAACGGAAACCGCCACCCAAGAAAUUUGGCAAAAGGCCACAUGGUGCAAAAUCUAAAGAGGGAAAGCCGGCGUCUGAUGACAAACCACCAAAAGAAACUUCAGUAAAGCCCGAUGCCAAUGAUGUCGCUGACAUUCCAGUUCCCAAAGGCUCUUACUCAUUUGACUUUGAUAAAUUUGACGACCCAAACUUCAAUCCCUUUGGCACACAAACAAACAUGAACAACUCUCCAAAGUGCAGCAAGAAAUCUGACCCUGUGCUUAUGGAAACUGCCAUUCCAGAGCAAACAGAGAAGCCAGAGGAGAAGGAAGCUGUAUCAUCAGCAUGUGCUAGAGAGAGUGUCCCAGCUGCUGAGCCCAACCCUGCAGUGACUGCUGCCUCUGACCACGAAGAGAGAAGCGUGCAGAGCCUUCCUGAGCUUUCUGAACUGCAUCAACCUGAGCAGAAGUCAGAGCCGCCGAUGUUAGACUUCAAUGACGAGUUUGUUCCUGGAACGAUGUUCAUGGCCAAUGAUUUUGAUGGACAAAUCGACUACCUGGAACAGUUUGGGUCCAGCAGUUUCAAGGAAUCUGCACUGAGGAAACAAUCCUUGUACCUUAAAUUUGACCCCCUUCUGAGAGAGAGCCCAAAGAAGUCUGCAGGCCCGUCGGCUCAAACCCACAUCCCUCAUCCUGCUGACUUUGUUUCACGACUUGAAACUUCACAGAAGGCACUAAAAGAGGCAACACCUGGACCACAGAAGGGCGAUUUCAAACUGUUUGAUGAUGCUACAGCACCAACUCCUCCAAUCCUCGAGUGCCUCAUCCCUCCUUUCACACAGCCAGCAAACACAGAGGAUGCCAUUAUUGAAGUGCUGAAGUACAGUCAGAAAGACAUGGAUGCAGCCAUUGCCAAAGUCCAAGCAGAAGCAAAGCAAAAAGAAGAGCAAUGGAAUGCAAAGUAUAACAGGCUACUUGACGAUGGUCAGGAAAUGAGGAAAAUAAUCGCAGAAUUUGAGCUUGUGAUUGCAAAAAUGAUGGCUGACGAAGAGAAGGAGAGAGAGGAGGCCCAGGCAAAGCUCAACGAGGUUCUGCUGGAGAAGGAUCAAACCUCCAGUGACCUGAGCGCCAUGGAGAGAUCUUUCUCUGAGCUCUUCAAGAGACUGGAGAAGUACAAGGACAUUAUUGAGGGUUACAAAAAGAAUGAGGGGACUCUGAAAGCUUGUGCUCAGGACUACCUGGCAAGGAUCAAAAAGGAGGAGCAGCGCUACCAGACCCUUAAAGCUCACGCUGAGGAGAAAAUUGGCCAUGCAAAUGAAGAAAUUGCUGAGGUACGGUCCAAGUACAAGGCCGAGGUAUCAGCUCUACAAGCCCAGCUGCGUCGAGAGCAGCUGAAGGUGCAGUCAUUAGAGAAGAGUCUGGACCAGAAGGAGAAGGAGGCUGAAGAGCUGACCAAACUUUGUGAUGAACUCAUCACCAAAGUUCAGAAGGGUUGAGCCUGCUUGUAAAUACUUUGUCUUAAGUACUUCUUUCUGUUUUUCUUUCUCACUUUGAGAUCUUUCUUGUGCAGUAAUUUUUUUCUUGUGUCUGUUUUUGUCAAUGUUCUUAGAAUACUGUAAAAAAGUUAAUAAAGAUGAUU